Gastrolobium bilobum is the source of this 1068-nucleotide messenger RNA. RefSeq lists its product as uncharacterized. Lineage: Eukaryota; Viridiplantae; Streptophyta; Magnoliopsida; Fabales; Fabaceae. The transcript has a single exon. The coding region runs from base 1 to 1068 and encodes 355 amino acids. The record is from RefSeq and is a predicted model, not a curated record.
AUGUGGAGAAAAUACGACAAAUACACCCCCUUGAACACAUCUCCCAAGCGGAUUUUUAAGGAAGUAUUCCAAACAGGGUAUGUCCGGGUUAAUAGACCUCCUCCAAUGCCAAAAGGAGUUCAGCGCGAUGAAUCCAAAUUUUGCGUAUUCCACAACGACAAAGGUCACACCACCGACGAAUGUCUCGAGCUCAGAAAUACCAUUGAGGCACUCAUAAGAAAAGGAAAGCUCCAGGAAUUUAUUUCCAGCUGCAGGGAAUAUAAGACGCAGCGAAGGCGCGAUAGAAGCCUUGAUCACGACUCCAAUCCCAAUAAACAAAGGGCACGCCCUAGGAAAAACUAUAACCCUACUCGCAACAAUGACCGAAGAGAGGACAGAGCAACUUCAACUGACAGACGUCACAGAACUCCACCAAGAAACAGACGGCAAGUCGCGGGGCAACACCGCGAUAGACUACCUAACAACGCGGCAGGUGUUUUAGCCACUAUUGCCGGCGGAUCAGCGGGAGGAGGAGCGACCAAAUCUCAACGAAAAAAGCAUCUGAAAUCAGUCAUGACGAUGCGCGAUCACGCACGCCCAUCCACCUCUCGCGAUCAAAGACAAGCCAUAAGUUCUGACGAUGAUGACUAUGGCGACAUCAUACCAGACCAUGAUGACCCACUAGUGAUCUCAGCGUGCAUGGCUAACCUCCAGGUAAAACGUAUUAUGAUUGACAAUGGUAGUUCAGCUGAUAUUAUAUUCUGGGAUGCCUUUUGCGCGAUGCACAUCCCAGAGGAACAUCUUCUUCAUGGAUGUUCGGACUUAAUUGGCUUCGUCGGAGAGUGCGUACAGCCCAAAGGCACCAUUGAAAUGUGGGUCACUUUUGGAAACAUGCCUCUUGCUCAAACUAUCAAAGUAAAAUUUUAUGUCAUUGAAUACGCAUCAGUAUAUAACAUCAUUUUAGGAAGACCAACUAUUGCCGCAUUAAAGGCAAUCAUUUCUAUGACUCAUCUUUUGAUGAAAUUUCGUAACAAGUCUGGCACGGUAGUUGCCAUCAGAGGUGAUCAGAAAACAGUGUGCAACUGUUAA